Molecule: messenger RNA, 3477 nt
Organism: Cryptomeria japonica (Japanese cedar)
Lineage: Eukaryota; Viridiplantae; Streptophyta; Pinopsida; Cupressales; Cupressaceae
Exons: 14
Coding region: 429-3065 (878 amino acids)
Biological process (GO): alternative mRNA splicing, via spliceosome
Cellular component (GO): cytoplasm; nuclear body
Molecular function (GO): protein binding; ribonucleoprotein complex binding
Source: RefSeq, a predicted model, not a curated record
UAGAGAAUAAGGGCGUGGGUUUGCAAAUUCGACAAUCACAACAAUACCCAUUCCCAAAGACGUAAGUAAUCUGCACCAAUCUGUGUGUGUGUUCGAUUCAUAAAUUUCGGAGGUUGGUAAAUUGUUAGGAUCACAGAGGAAGAAGAUAUGAUCGUUGGAUAGUUAUGCAGUGCGGGAGCAGAGGAGCCUCUGUAGUCAUAAAUGUCAAUGAUUUUGAUUUCAGACCACUCCUUUCGGAACUUAGGCUCGGGACACUCCGCUUCAAGCAAGGUAGUUGAAAAGCUGAUUGAAUUUGAUACUAUGAUGCAGACUUGCAUCAAAGACAGCUGUUACAAUUUAAGCUGGGUGUCUGGAUCAGAAUACUAUCAGACUGUUGAAUAGAUACAACUGCGGCUUCAGCAUUGAAUAUUACAUCCAUAAAUGUUGCAAUGGAUGAAAAUAGUAGGCAACCUUCUCCACCUGGAGUUACAUUUUCUCCUUCUCCAUCACUGCCGCAUCCACAAUAUUCUUCUCAGCCCAUACCAGGACAGGUUUCUCAAAAUUGUCCUUUGCGUCCAACCAAUCCUCAAGUAGACUCUAGACACUCAUCACCUUUUUCAGAGCAGAAAACAGUGCAAAGGCAUUUAUCUCAUUCAUCUUUGCAACCAAAUCCAAAGCAACUACUUUCUGCCUCACAGCUAAGUACAGUGUCACAAAUUAGCCAGCCAGUAAAGCAGUCUCAUUCCACUUUUCAGCCAUCAAUAUUGCCCUGGUCUACUGUAAGUGCAGGACAGCCAACAAACUCUCAAUAUGUGCAAACUUACUCUGGUUUUCUCCGGCCUCAGUUCAGUUCUCAAGCAGAUGCUGCACAUCAUGGCUCAGGAAUACACACUGCACCAUGGCAAAUGCCUAAUCAUUCAGGGUCUUCAAAUCAUUCUGCAAACCAACAUGUAGCGUAUCCUCCUGGGUUGAAUUGUGGGCAGGUACCUCAUUUUUUGCAGCAACAGCAGUUUCAAGGAGGUAUUCCUUCUAAUCCACCCCAUGCACCAGGUGGACCUACUUCCACAGAACCACAGGUACUGUGUGUUGGAGAGAUACAGAAUCAAUCACUUCAGCAAGUGGUAUCAAACCAAACAAUGCAAUGUAUAUCCAACCCGCUGCAAGAAAGUAUUGCUUCUCAUGAGGAUGGACAGUUGCAGUAUCUGCAGCAAACUUCCCAAGAGAAGCCUUUGGGGCCACAGGAAGAUGAAUCAGAGCAAAAGCUUGGAAACAUAUCUGAACAGAUUGAUAAGAGUGAUCAGCCAAAAUCCAAUCGAGAAAUUAAGCGCAAAUCACGGUGGGACCCUGUGCUCGAACAAAAUCAAGCUGAAGAGCAAAGUGCUGAAGAGAAUGUUAGGUCUUCAUGUUGUUCAAAUUCAUGGUCGAACAAUGGGCAACUGGAGCCUGCCAUUUGUGUAUCUCAAGAAUCAUCUACACCUGUUGUUGAAAUAUGUUCUGCAUCUCCAGCAGUUUUGAAAGGUUUCAAUUCCUUCAAUAAAGAUAACAUUGAAAAUGCUGUCCAGGAUGCAGUACUGCGCGAACAGGAGGUAGCCACCCAAUAUGUUAUCAAUCACCAAAGACAAGGGAGGAGGGGGAAUGAAGGUAUGGACAAGGAAGAUAAAGAUAUUUUGUCAGAGCGUCAUGACUCUAAAGCUUUGAAAGAGGUUCUAUUGAAGAUGACAACUGACCAUCGUACAGAGGUGGCUUCCAAGCGGGCUAAGUUGAAUCAUCCCAAUCAAGGAAAUACCGAAAUUGGGAAUGGCUAUGGAGUACCUGGUGGUGGUGCGUAUUACGGAGCACCUCGGCCUCCAAUGUUCAACAUUGCAUCUGAAGCUAGCCACCAUAGAUCAAAAGACCAUAAUACUCUCACAACGGGGCCUUUAGAUGAUCAGAUUUCUACUUCUUUUGCAUCGGAGGUCUCAAGCAAUGUAGGUUCUAUGGUGGGUCCAAAUAAUGGUUCUCUGGCAAUGGAAGAACAUACUUUCACAGAAAGCAAGAUGGAAAAGAAAGAACUUCCUGAUCUGUUGAAACAGAGGCUCAAAGCUCGAGGGAUACUCAAGGAGACUAAGGCAAUUGGCCAGGCAACUUAUGAAGAAAAAAAAGAUGUCAUUUCAACAGGCAAUGAAAUAUCGUCCAAAUUAUUACCCCAGGGAUGGGCCGAAGCUACUGAUCCUGAAAGUGGUGGUUUAUAUUAUUACAACGAGAGCACUGGAAAAAGUCAGUGGAAUCGGCCUGUUGAAACAUUUGUCCUUCCUCCACCUCCACCUCCCCCUUCCCUUCCACCUUUGCCACUGGAUUGGGAAGAAGCUACUGAUAAUGCAACAGGUCAAAAGUAUUAUUAUAAUGUCAAAACACAUAUAUCACAGUGGGAGCGUCCAAAAGCUUCAGAUUCUGCAGCCUUUGAUGUCAAGAGUAAAACUAGUACUUUAUCUGGAAGCGAGAAAAUUGCUAAUGAAAAUGCACCCUCCUCUAACUUUAAGAAAUGUGCUGGCUGUGGGGGUUGGGGACGGGGCCUUGUUCAGGUUUGGAACUACUGCAAUCAUUGCACAAGGACACUGAACAUUCCAGUGCCACAAGACAUGCUUCAUAGUUUGAAGCAGAGCACAUAUUUACCUGAAGCAGAGGAAAUCCCAGGAUCCAAGUUCAAAAACAAGUGGAAGGCAGACAUUACCGCUGCUGUUGAAGACGAAUCAAUUAAAAAGGACCUAAAACAUAGGUCUGCAGCAAAGCCUCCUCCAGGAAAAGGAUUCAAAAGAGAUGUCAGGAAACGGAUUCCUAGUGAUAAUGAUGAACUUGACCCUAUGGAUCCUAGUUCUUAUUCAGAUGCUCCACGUGGCGGCUGGGUCGUUGGUCUUAAAGGUGUGCAACCCAGAGCUGCAGAUACUACAGCUACAGGACCAUUAUUUCAACAGCGUCCUUACCCAUCCCCUGGAGCUGUUCUUCGAAAAAAUGCUGAGAUUGCUGCACAACGAGGGAAAUCCAGUUCUCACUUUAGCCUAAUACAUAAGAGAGGAGAUGGGAGUGAUGGGCUUGGGGAUGCAGAUUAAUUUUAAUCUUCGUGAAGCAUGUACAUUUGAGCUUGAUUUGAAAUAUGGUCAUAGUAUUGGCUGGAAGAUGCUGGAAUUUAAUGCUUUGAAUUCCUCGUAGAAUUUAGUAUCUGUAAAAUAAUGUUUCAUCAUCAGUUUUGACAUUGUGCAAGUGGAUCUUGAUCCAUCUUUGCCUACUCUUGAAGGCCCAUGAUAUUUCUCAUUAUGUCAUUCUGGGCAAAACAAGGUUCCUAUCUGGGACUUGAUGAUCAUAGCUGUUAUAUUGAGAUCUCAUACAAAGGUAAUAAUAUGUUUUUCAAGGAUAAAAGGUAUAUAUGUUAGUUCAAAACAACUACCUGGUAGAUGCAAUAUAUCUUAGCCAAACCAGCUGAUACCGAUGGAAUAGAGCACAUAGUACUAUGAUUAUUUCAGA